AUGGAUCUUGCGAAGAUUCUCUGUUUGGUUGCAUUGAUUCUGGGGAUCUCAAGCGUUGAAUCGAGGUACAUGGUCUACAAUACUUCACAUACCAUUGUUCCUGGAAAGCUGAAUGUCCAUGUGGUUCCUCAUUCCCACGAUGAUGUUGGUUGGCUCAAGACCGUUGACCAGUACUAUGUUGGCUCUAACAACUCUAUCCAGGUUGCUUGUGUUCAAAAUGUGCUGGAUUCACUUGUUCCUGCACUGUUGGCUGAUAAGAAUCGCAAAUUCAUUUAUGUUGAACAGGCGUUUUUUCAGCGAUGGUGGAGAGAACAAAGUGAGGAAAUCAAGCGUAUAGUGAAGGAACUUAUACGCUCAGGCCAACUAGAGCUCAUAAAUGGUGGUAUGUGUAUGCAUGAUGAAGCAGCACCACACUAUAUAGACAUGAUUGAUCAGACGACUCUCGGGCAUCGGUUCAUUGUCAGAGAGUUCAAUGUGACUCCAAGGAUCGGUUGGCAGAUUGAUCCUUUUGGACAUUCGGCAGUGCAGGCUUACUUGCUAGGUGCAGAAGUGGGGUUUGACUCAGUCUUUUUUGGUCGGAUUGAUUACCAAGAUAGAGAGAAGCGUUUUAAGGACAAGACUCUUGAAGUUAUCUGGCGAGGCUCUAAGAGUUUUGGCUCUUCUUCACAGAUUUUCGCCGGUGCUUUCCCUAAGAACUACGAACCUCCACCUGGUGGCUUCUAUUAUGAAAUCAUCGAUGAUUCUCCCGUUGUCCAGGAUGAUCCCGACCUGUUUGAUUACAAUGUUCAAGAACGAGUGAAUGCUUUUGUAGCUGCAGCUUUGGAUCAGGCCAACAUUACUCGAACGAAUCACAUCAUGUUUACCAUGGGAACAGAUUUCAGGUACCAGUAUGCGCACACCUGGUUUCGACAAAUGGACAAGCUUCUUCAUUAUGUUAACCUUGAUGGGCGUGUCAAUGUUCUCUACUCUACUCCUUCAAUAUAUACAGAUGCAAAACACGCGGCAAAUGAGGCUUGGCCCCUGAAAACAGAGGACUAUUUCCCUUAUGCAGACCGUAUAAAUGGUUACUGGACUGGAUAUUUCACAAGUAGGCCAGCACUUAAGCGUUAUGUCAGAGUGAUGAGUGCCUAUUACUUGGCGGCAAGGCAACUUGAGUUUUUCAAAGGGAGAAACGAGAAGGGUCCGAAUACAGAUUCGUUAGCAGAUGCGCUAGCAAUUGCUCAACAUCAUGACGCUGUUUCCGGUACAUCUCAACAGCAUGUGGCUAAUGAUUAUGCCAAAAGACUAGCAAUAGGCUAUGUAGAGGCUGAGAGUGUGGUUGCCACUUCUUUUGCUCAUCUGACUAAAGCAGAUCCUGCCUUGAAGCCAACCUUUCAACAGUGUUUGCUGCUGAACAUAAGUUACUGCCCGGCAAGCGAAACUGACGUAUCCAACGGGAAAAGUUUGGUCGUAUUGGCUUAUAACCCACUUGGAUGGAAGCGAGUGGACAUUGUCCGGCUUCCUGUUGUGGAUGGAGGCAUUGCGGUGCAUGACUCUGAGGGCCACGAAGUUGAGUCUCAGCUCAUUCCAUUUACGGAUGAAUAUGUGGCCUUAAGGAACUAUCAUGUAGAGGCAUACUUAGGUCACAGCCCUACACAGGUGCCUAAGUAUUGGCUUGUGUUUUCGGUUUCUGUGCCUCCUCUUGGCUUCACUACUUACACUAUCUCCACUGCUAAGAAAACAGGUGGACAUUCUAGCAAAUCACAUGUCUCCAGGUUCCAAAAAGGUGAAAAGUCGAUGAUCGACGUUGGUCAUGGGCAUCUGAAGCUUAGUUUUUCCACUGAUCAAGGAACAGCAAUCAAUUAUUCUAACAGCAGAACCUUGAUGACAGAACCACUCAAACAGACAUAUAGCUACUACUCUGGAUACAAUGGAACAAAUGACAAAGCACCUCAGAACUCGGGUGCAUAUGUUUUCCGUCCAAAUGGCACAUACCCCAUCAACCCGGAAGGACAGGUUCCUUUGACUGUUAUACGUGGGCCACUGGUGGAUGAAGUUCAUCAACAGAUAAAUCCAUGGAUAUCUCAGGUCACUAGGGUUUACAAGGGCAAGGAGCAUGUGGAAGUUGAAUUUAUUGUUGGUAGUAUACCGAUUGAUGAUGGAGUUGGCAAAGAGGUCGUAACACAGAUCUCAAGUUCCCUGAAAAGCAAUAAAACUUUCUACACAGAUUCAAGUGGACGUGAUUACAUCAAAAGGAUCCGCGAUUAUAGGUCAGACUGGAAACUAGAAGUCAACCAACCUGUUGCAGGAAAUUACUACCCGAUAAAUCAUGGAAUUUACAUGCAAGACAGUGAGAAGGAAUUCUCAGUGAUGGUGGACAGAUCCUUUGGAGGGUCGAGCAUAGUGGACGGACAAGUUGAGCUUAUGCUUCAUAGGAGACUGCUCCUUGACGACUCCAGAGGUGUAGCGGAGGCUCUAAACGAGACAGUGUGUGUUCAACACAAGUGUACGGGGCUAACUAUCCAAGGAAAAUAUUACUACAGAAUCGAUCCUUAUGGAGAAGGUGCAAAAUGGCGGCGAACUUUUGGACAAGAGGUCUACUCGCCACUCCUCUUGGCCUUUGCUCAACAGGAUGAUGGAAAGCCGCUGAGUUUUGGUGCAGCAUCAUUCUCUGGGUUUGAUUCAUCCUACAGUUUGCCUGACAAUGUCGCACUUCUCACUCUUCAGGAACUGGAUGAUGGGAACGUGCUCCUGCGUCUAGCUCAUCUUUAUGAGGUGGGAGAGGACAAGGAACUUUCAGGAGUGGCAAGCGUGCAGCUGAAGAAGCUGUUCCCUGGAAAAAAGAUAGCGAAGCUGACUGAGAUGAGCCUAUCAGCAAAUCAAGAAAGAAGCGUGAUGGAGAAGAAGAGGCUGGUGUGGAAAGUAGAAGGCGAAGGAUCUAAUGGAGAAGAUAAGAAGGCUAAGAGGGGCAGAGAAAUCGAUCCAAGAAAGCUGGAGAUGGAGCUUUACCCGAUGGAGAUUAGAACAGUGCUGAUCCGCUUGGCGCAACCACCAUCUCACUCCCACAUUUACAGAUUCGAUGCUUGA
Molecule: messenger RNA, 3066 nt
Organism: Microthlaspi erraticum
Lineage: Eukaryota; Viridiplantae; Streptophyta; Magnoliopsida; Brassicales; Brassicaceae
Source: the annotation of a GenBank genome assembly